CGGCUGUUUUCCUAUUUUUCGCACAAAACUCUUCACGUCUCUGGAUCCCGCGCACAGUAUCAAAAAGAUACUGAAGUCGAUGCGUUUCCACCGUCUUCAUCAUGACGAAGCAGGACGAGAAGCAUCGCUUGCAGAGCGUUUUGAACACGGAUGCCGAAAGUGCGAAUUUUGAAGAAGCCAUCACUCUUGCUGGAUGUGGCCGAUACCACUUGGAAGUGCUUCUAGUCUGCGGAGUGAUAACAAUGUGCGUUGGCUUCGAGAAUGGUUUGAGUUCCUACAUUCUCUCGUCCGCGCAGUGCGAUCUCGAUCUCAGUUCAAGUGCAAAGGGAAUGGUGAAUGCUGCUUUUCUGGCAGGUGCUACCGCCAGUGCCUUGCCGUGGGGUGUCACGGCGGACGCGAUUGGGAGAAAAAAAAUUCUUGUCAUGUCUUUACUGACCAAUGGAAUUAUUACGUUCGUCUCUAGUUUUUCAGGAACUUUCCUGACUUUUGCAUCACUUCGCUUCGUCAAUGGAUUCAUGAUCGGUGCACCAGGAACGCUCACGUUUUCUUACGUCGGUGAAUUUUACUCCGAUAAGUACAGGCCCAAAGCCAUCACCGCGAUGGGACUGUUCUGGCUCACCUCUUGGAUAUUAUUGCCAGUAUUUGCCUGGAUCAUCAUUCCGUUGAAAUUGAAUUAUCAAAUCUUUGGAAUCUCCUGCCAUUCCUGGCGGCUGUUUGUCCUGGUCUUCGCUCUGCCUAGUAUACUCACGGCGCUCCUCCUGAUGCGCUAUCCGGAGAGCCCCAAGUUUUUACUUUCCCAAGGAAAGAAGAAGGAGGCUCUCGCGAUCAUUCGACAAAUAUUUGCUGCCAACACUGGGAAGGACAAGCACGAGUUUCCCAUUUCAAAUCUCAUAAUGGAUUCGGACGCCAGUGAGAAUCAAGCAAAAACAAUUUCGGAUAUAAUAAGUAACAUACGAAAGCAAGUGUGUUAUCUUAUGACGCCACCUCUUCUUAAAUAUACAGCACUGACGUCUCUCACAAUGGCCGUCACUAUGUUUGGAUACUUAGGCUUUGCUUUUUGGUUUCCGGAACUGUUCAACAGGUUUGAAAGUCACUACAGGAACAAUCCAAACGCCUCGGUUACGCUGUGCGAGUUGUCGGCUCUUCGUAACGAAAUCGGACCAGUCUAUCUGAACGAUCUGAACACAACAGAGACCAACUUUACGAAUGUCGGGACAAAAAUUCUUUCCACGUUAACGUCCAGGAGUUUACCGAUUCUCGAAAAGAGUUCGCUUCAGACUUGCGAUCCUUCGGUAGAUUUAAAGGUCUUCAGUAAUACGAUAAUAAUAGGCGCUGUCUCUCUGGUAGUGAACGUUGCAGCUAUUUAUCUGUCGCAUCAUCUUAGUAACAAUAUAUUACAGAGCACUACCUUGACGAUAGCGAGUAUCUUCUGUUGCACGCUCUAUUUUGUCAGAUCGACAUUCCAGAAUCUUAUCGUUGCCUCUUUGUUUUCUGCAUUUGCAAACGUGGGCAUCGUCGUCUUCACCGGAGCAGUCGUUGACUUAUUCCCCACGAGAGUCAACGCUAUGGCCGUUUGUACCGCUACUUUUACGGGAAGAUGCGGUGCCAUUUUGAGUAACAUCCUCUUUGGCGAACUGCUCGACACUCAGUGCGCCUUACUAGUGUUUCUCAUGAGUGCCGCUCUCUUAUGUGCUGGACUCUUAGGAUUUCUCGUACCGAAGAAGAUCCCGGAAUUACCUCAAUCAGGAAAAAAGUCGAGUACAGCGUGAGAGUUGGCGACUGUUAUAAUAAAGAUAUAUUGACUUUUACACCAA
This is a messenger RNA of Cephus cinctus (wheat stem sawfly), 1814 nucleotides long. Its product is annotated as synaptic vesicle glycoprotein 2B. Gene Ontology annotation, cellular component: membrane. Bases 102 to 1769 code for a protein of 555 amino acids. The transcript is spliced from 11 exons. NCBI's taxonomy places the organism in Eukaryota, Metazoa, Arthropoda, Insecta, Hymenoptera, Cephidae. Gene Ontology annotation, molecular function: transmembrane transporter activity. Gene Ontology annotation, biological process: transmembrane transport. The record is from RefSeq and is a predicted model, not a curated record.